CUGUCUGCUACACUACUCCACCACCCCGUCUCCGAUUUCGAUUUGAAAUUGCUUCUGCUUUUCACUUCAUUUGUGUCUAAUUUUCUUAAGGAAAUGGCGUCCUGCGCUGCAACCAUGGCAGGAGUGGCUGGAUCCAGCCUCUUCCUCAAGAGGAGCAACGCCGUGCAGGCCUCCGCUUCCCCCCUCGUGAGCUUCGGUGGCCUGAGGCGUGUAACCAAAUUGGAUUCCGUUGCCAUGAGGAGCAACUCGUUUGCGAGCCAGACUGCUAUCUGCAAGUCGUCUGGAAGGGUCACCUGCGAGGCGAACACCGCCUUGACGAUCACUUUGAGCACCGGCGCCCUGCUGUUCCUCGGCCGCUUCGUCUUCCUCCCCUUCCAGAGAGAUAAUGUGUCGAGGCAGGGCUUACCAGAGCAGAAUGGAGUGACCCACUACGACGCAGGCGACACCCGUGCUCAGGAGGUCGUCGGCAUGCUGAAGACCAACGACCCUGCAGGAUUCACCCUCGUGGACGUCCUCGCCUGGGGAGCCUUGGGUCACGCCAUCGGUUUCUUCAUCUUGGCCACCGCCAACAACGGAUACACCCCUCAAUUCUAGACUUCGCAUUAGUCGAGCCCACUGCAAACUUCUCGUAUCUUCACUCAUUUCUGGAUCUCAUCAAUCUGUACCAUAAGGCUGAAGGUUUUGUACAUUGAUGAAGUUUCUGUUGUAUUCUUGUAAAUCCCUUUUGGUGAGGUUUGUAUCUCCUGUUGUGACUUCCCAGUAGAAUUGGUUGUUCGGUUUGAGUUUUUUUCUUGUGAAUAAAUCCCUUGGUUUUUAACUUGAGGAGUAAUGCAAACAGCAUAACCCUAUCAAUAUUAAGAAUAUGUUGAAGAGA
Molecule: messenger RNA, 874 nt
Organism: Physcomitrium patens
Lineage: Eukaryota; Viridiplantae; Streptophyta; Bryopsida; Funariales; Funariaceae
Product: photosystem I reaction center subunit V, chloroplastic
Biological process (GO): photosynthesis
Cellular component (GO): chloroplast thylakoid membrane; photosystem I
Source: RefSeq, a predicted model, not a curated record